Vitis vinifera (wine grape) is the source of this 3528-nucleotide messenger RNA. RefSeq names its product rust resistance kinase Lr10. The transcript is spliced from 5 exons. The record is from RefSeq and is a predicted model, not a curated record. Gene Ontology annotation, molecular function: polysaccharide binding; ATP binding; protein kinase activity. Gene Ontology annotation, biological process: protein phosphorylation. Bases 1174 to 3360 code for a protein of 728 amino acids. Lineage: Eukaryota; Viridiplantae; Streptophyta; Magnoliopsida; Vitales; Vitaceae.
GAGUGAAAUUGAAAGGGGUUUUCAUGGGUGUGGUCCGUGUGGAGAUCGAGUGCAAACGGGCUAGCCCUAGGGAGAGCAUGAUGCAGGUCAGGUGGGGUACAGCCAAAGGAUGGAUGCUUUUAGAGUUGUGGGUAAAUGGCUGUCUCGACUCUCGUCCUUUUCCGGGCCUUCAAAUGGAACUUCUUCAAACAGAGGCGGUGGGGCACAAGUAAUUUAAGCUUAAUUUCUGUGGUCUACAGUGGAGUUGCGUUUUUAUUUUAUUUUAUAGAAUAAUGAAUAUUAUUAAGAAUAUUUUUAUAAAUAUUUUAGGUUGAAGAGAAUAGAAUUCACUUGAUGAAAUGAGGGGUUCAUAGUUUAGGAUAUGAAUAUAAGAAUAGGAAAUAUGAGAUGUUUUGGGAUUCAAUAAUAUCUUUUGUAAUCUUUUUAUGGUAUAAUAAAAUAUUUAUUUAUUUAUUUAUGAAUAUAGGUGUGAUUAAUUGAAUCACCUGUAAUAUGCAGCCAUUCCUCUGGAAUGUUCCACUCGAUAUUGCGAGCAGUUUGUUUAUUUUGAAUAUCUGGUUUUGGAAUCUCUCCAUUUUUUUUGUUUGGUAGCAACUCCAAUUAAAUGAUGGAUUUGUGUUGUCACAUCCAAUUUCAAACAAAAUGGAAUACUUCCAAAUCCUAUCCUCUAGAAGGGAGAAGUUAGUGGUUCCAAUUAAUAACUUGUGCUAGGACCAUGGAUUUCCUUCACAACACAUGCACUUAUUCAAUAUUCCCUACGAAUCCCAUUUCACACGCAACCCGAUUAAGACCCACAUUAUUAUUUUUUACCAUCAGCAGUUUAAAAUUCAAUUCACUCACAACCCCUCACCCUAGGCAAAUUAAGACCCACAUUAUUAUUAUUUAUCAUGCGAGUCACCCACAACACAAGCCCAUAAUGAGGUCCAAUAUAUUGGUUCGAGCCCAUAGUCCACCCAGACCCAGAGCCCCUCUGUCCUCCAAAGCCCUUGUGAAAGUCUGGAGUUCCCCAAAACCCAAUCUCCUGUUAUACCUGUUCUGUGAGUUUUUGAAUAUUACUUUCUUAGCUUAUGGAUAUACUAUGGAUCUGUGCUCUUUCCAGGAUUUCACUAGAUUACUUUGGGGUGAGAGAAAUCUCCGUGGGGGUUGAGCAGAUGGAUCACUUUAAUGAAAUGAAUGCAAGUUGUGGAAGGAAGUGCCUCUUCAGUGCAGUGGCCCGUGGGCAUUGUAUAUAUAGAACCCACUUGUCCACUAGUCUCUCAGUCGGCGUCAACCCAAAUAUCCCAGCUGUUCACUGGCACUAGUCUCUCUCUAUUCUCUUCAAACGCUGUCGUUUUGGGGGUCCACGGCUCCUCAUCACCCACAUUCCUUCUCUUUCCCUUAGGUCUGCAGUCUUUUCAAUUAAUUAUCUCCUUCUCAGACACUACUUUGCGUGCGAAAUUCAAAGUAACCGUGGAAAUGGCAGAACCCUCCGAUGUAUUAGCUCUUCUCCUUUCUCUAUUCAUCUUUUUAUUCACCGCUGAAGUUGGGGCAAGGACACCUGAACAGGUUAAAUGCUCGUCUUCAUGCGGAGAUUUGCAUAACAUCAGCUAUCCUUUCCGCCUGAUGGGUGAUCCAGCGGGAUGCGGCGAUGCUGACUAUGUGCUCUCUUGCCAGAACAACAAAACAAUCUUGGAGUUCCACUCAGGAAAGUACUACGUUAAAACUAUUUCAUAUGAGGAACGUACAAUUCAUGUUGUAGAUGUGAAUUUAGCCAAUAGUAGCUGCAAUCUUUCAUACCAAUCUCUAAACAUUGAUGAAGUGGCGGCCGACUUCCGAUUCACAGGAUUCUACAAUGUCACCUUCGCAGCAUUCAUGAACUGCUCUAGAACUAUAAGUGAUCCUGCUUAUAGAAGAGUUCCUUGUGUUAGUACUAAUACAUCUCAUGUUUACGUUAAGUACAAUCGCUAUGCAGUCUCUGAUCUCGGUGACUCAUGCCAUUUUAUUUCAAUGACUCCUGCCACCUAUGUUGAUGUGGACUUUCCUUCAUAUGGAGCCAUCAUGAAAAUACUGGGGUCGGGGUUCAAGCUUGAAUGGUCAGUUGAGUGCAGGGAUUGCCUUGUGUCUGGUGGUUCAUGUGUAGUGACUUCCUUCAGUAGGCAUCUCACCUAUCAGUGCGACCAAGGAAUUUCGUUAUGGAUAGGAAAGGCUGCAUUUGAGUUUCUCUUUUUCGCACUAGGGAGCAGGCUGCUAGCUAAAUUGCUCUUAUUAGCCGGUUUAUCUUUAGCUCUGGUUAUAUUUGUGUUCCUUAUACACAAAUAUCGAACAUGGAAGCCAGUUGAUACCGCGGAGAAAUUUUUUGGCAAUCAGCAGUUGUUGAUGCCUAAGAGAUACUCUUACUCUGAUAUCCUAGCAAUGACAAACUGCUUCCAAGAUAAAUUAGGGGAAGGUGGUUUUGGUUCAGUUUAUAAAGGGUACCUUCCUGGUGGCAGCUCCAUUGCUGUUAAGAUACUUGGGAACUCAAAGUUUAGUGGGAAAGAAUUCAUCAAUGAAGUCUCAACUAUUGGUAGAAUCCGCCAUGACAAUGUGGUACAUUUAGUGGGAUUUUGUUCUGAGGGAUCUAAUCAAGCUCUUGUCUAUGAAUACAUGCCUAAUGGGUCACUGGAUAAGCAUAUAUUCUUGAAGGAGGGGAGAGUUAAGUCAUUUGGCUGGGAGAAACUCCAUGAAAUUGCUCUUGGGACGGCACAAGGAAUUGAAUAUCUACAUGGAGGAUGUGACAUAUGCAUUCUUCAUUUUGACAUUAAGCCUCAAAAUAUCCUGCUAGAUCAUGAUUUCAUCCCAAAGAUUUCAGACUUUGGCCUUGCAAAAUUUUACCCAAAAGGAUAUGAUUUUGUGUCCAUUAAUACUGCAAGAGGAACAAUAGGGUACAUAGCUCCUGAACUGAUUACACAGAAUUUUGGAGCUGUUUCUAGCAAAUCGGAUGUCUAUAGUUUUGGGAUGUUAUUGUUAGAGAUGGCUGGGGGAAGAAGGAAUGUUGAGAGCAAGGCAAAGAGUUCGAGCAAAGUUUACUUCCCAUCAUGGGUUUAUGACCAUCUUAGUGAGGGAGGAGAUUUGGAGCUUGGCAAUAUUACAGAAGUUGAGAUUGAGAUAGCAAGAAAGUUGUGCAUAGUUGGGCUCUGGUGCAUUCAAAUGGAGCCAUCAGAUCGACCUUCGAUGACCAAAGUGAUAGUAAUGCUAGAAGGGAACAUUGAUGACCUCAAAUUGCCUCCUAGGCCUUUCUUUUCUUCUCCUCAACAUGUGUCUAUAGUAGAGCCUCAAUCAGACUCUUCAACAGAGUUGCUGUUAUCCGGGUCACAGGAGGAAAGCUUGUACAAUAAUAGUUAAAUGUAUUGUGUAGUGUUAGUAUUAACUUCUUUGGUCUUUUGGUUGGGGUUGAGAUUGGGUGAAGCUAUGUUGAAUUUUAGAAGCUUAUGAUAACACUUGAGAUUGUAAUCAGCCCUAUCUCUGCUCUUGUGUGGUAGGAAUAAAGCAGUUCAAAUUUAUUUUUCUGUA